AUGACCCCACGAGAGCAGCUGAGGAAGAUGACAGUGCUGGGAGAGCAGGGGGCCUUGGAUGAGAAGCACUGGUACCGUCUGGUCAACGGCAUGUCAGCUGGAGAGCUGAGGCAGAGGCAAGAGUUGAUAAUGAGGAACCAGAUGGCCAUGGCUCCACAGAUCCUCUCCCAGGGGCAGCAGAGGUUACAGGGGGUCCCAGCGCAGUUCGAACCUCGCUUCAUGGAGAGAGAGCUGGUGCCUCCCUCCGAGAUGGUAGCAUCUGAGGCCAGACAAAUGCAUAUGGGCCCUCACAUGGGUCCACAUCUACCUCCCCAUGCCAAUGUCAUGCCCGGGAGAGCUUUUCCUGGAGCAGCUGGCUAUGGCUUCUUGCCCUCAGAGCCCAUGGAAACAGUUGCCCGGCGACAGGAGUUCAUUCACAAGCAAAAUAUAGCCAGAAUGGAGAUGAAUGCCAUCCUGCACCAGAAGGAGCUGGAGAAUGCCCACCAGAAGGGACUUAUGGGAAUUGAUAAUCCUAUGUCGUACCCUUCCAACCACAUGGCGUUCAGAGGUCGUCAGCGCAUGCCGGACGGCCACGACGUCUACGUCCACCGUCCCACCCUGGAUGAACUGCACUCAAACAGCAUCCUCAUGUCAGCCAGCCCUUACCCACCAAUCAGCACGUUGCACAGAGAGAGGGGACGCAGGGCUGGCAGGAGGCCGAACGUGCACAAGAGCACAGAGAGUCACGUGUCCAACCUGAAGGGCCAAACUGAAGACAAGAAUGUAGAGCAGAGCCCGGGAGCCACAUCAGGGGAGGAGAAAGAGGUGGAGGCAAAGGGGGAAAUGGGAGAGGAGUGUCCCACCAGCAAGGCGCAUCAUCAAGCAAAAAUAGACUCUGAGAUCUCUGCAGGAAGCAGGAAGAACUACAAAGAGGGGGAGCCAGGUCUACGUAAAGCCUGUGUGAACAGUCAAGAUGGGUCCGAUGUCGCCAACAGUGCUGCAAAUGAUAAAGACUUAUCCAAUCAAUGCUCAGCUUUCCAGGAGAAAUUCAUGUAUCCCUCCAGUGGUGGAGCACUCACAGGCAUGCCUUACAUGUUCCCAGUCCCCGGAAAUGGUUUCCUUCCACCUGGUCCAACCAAUCUCUUUCUCAACAGUGAUGAGGUGUCUGAAGACAUAAGGAAGUGGACAGUGAAUGAUGUUUAUAACUUCAUCAACAGCAUACCCACAUGUUCAGAAUAUGCUCAGACGUUUAAGGACCACAUGAUUGACGGGGAGACCCUGCCCCUCCUGUCAGAGGAGCACCUACUGGACACACUUGGACUCAAACUGGGACCAGCUCUUAAGAUCCGCUCACAGGUGUCCAGGCGUAUGGGCAACAUGCUGUACAUGAUGAACCUGCCACUCUCCACCUCCACACUGCAGGCCAAUCCUGAGAAGCCUGCAGACCGCUCAUCAGAGACCGGCUCCCCUGUGAACUGCAACAGCGAGGAGAUGAUGGCGAGUCCAAGAGACCCUGAUGUCCUUAAAUCCACAGAGCACCUGCAUGAGACAGAAAACAAUUCCCCUCCAUCUGCCAGCAGUGAGACGGCCUAA
Molecule: messenger RNA, 1572 nt
Organism: Cyclopterus lumpus (lumpfish)
Lineage: Eukaryota; Metazoa; Chordata; Actinopteri; Perciformes; Cyclopteridae
Gene: samd7
Product: sterile alpha motif domain containing 7
Exons: 8
Coding region: 1-1572 (523 amino acids)
Molecular function (GO): protein binding
Source: RefSeq, a predicted model, not a curated record